Magallana angulata is the source of this 895-nucleotide messenger RNA. RefSeq lists its product as uncharacterized. The transcript is spliced from 3 exons. NCBI's taxonomy places the organism in Eukaryota, Metazoa, Mollusca, Bivalvia, Ostreida, Ostreidae. The coding region runs from base 254 to 847 and encodes 197 amino acids. The record is from RefSeq and is a predicted model, not a curated record.
UUCAGCAAACGCCAAUGUAGAAUGUAGAAUGUAUGCUUCAACCAUAUUGCGCAAACAAAUGAAUAUACCGUUGUUGAUUAACGAGGAGUAUUGCACUUAAUUUACUUACAUUUCCUUUAAAUGAAAAAAAUGCAAUCGCAAACUUGAUUUUAUUUGUACUAGUUUUGAUUAAUUAUACCGCUAAAAGACGCGAGAAGAAGGUAUUCGACGCGUAACUUUUCUUUGGCACACCUCAACCCGUGUGUGACGUUGCAUGUACGCACAGCGUCAUAAUAACAACAACGUCACAAACAAUAUCGGCGUCACUCUGUGUUAUAACAACGGAAUUGUUGGCAUUAUAACCAUGGGCUGCAUCAACACAAAAGUGGCGCCAAUCCCUGAAAACAUCAGGAUUCGCACAAAGAAGGAAAGAAAAAUGCUAAAGAAAGCUUUGAAGAAGCAGGGCAUCACUGCCAAAGUGACCAAAAGCGGGGUUGCUUUUGAGAUCCCAAUCUCCGGCGACUUUCGGAGGACCAAACUACCUCCGAUUGGCAAACCAAUGGAGAAAAAGGAGCAUUUAACACACAGCUCCGCUACUGAUAUGAUUGCGGCAGAAAUCAAACGAGAAAAAGCAGCUUUGCAGUUGGAGAGAGUGAGAUCCGCCAGAUCACGGCGUGAGAACGCAGAGCAGCUAAGAAAAGCUGCCGUGGAACGCAGUACUAGUAUUCAGAGUAAGCAAGAGGAGGCCGCACUGAGGCGAGCGGAUAGAGAGAAAGAUUUAAUGGACAAAUUACAUCGUCGCUCCCUGAAACGACAGACCAACAAGAAGCUGGCCCACCUAUUGGAGCUGUUUGAUAUGCUGCAAUAAUUCUCACUGUUAAGCUUCUAUUUCAAACUGCGAUAUCGUCAAAAUAAA